AACGUCCGCGGGCCAUUCUUGGUGUGUCAGGCAGCGUUACCGCACCUCCCACCUAAGUCGGAGGGUGGCGGCGGUAGGAUUAUUAAUAUCACUUCUGCUGUAUCGACAGACCCUGAGGUUCAACAAUUGGCAUAUGCCACCAGCAAGGGUGCGAUUGCGACUCUUACCCGUUGUCUGGCAAAAGAGUUGCCACCUACCUACGGAUGUACGGUGAACGCAGUGUCUCCUGGUAUCAUCAAAUCGCCACAGUUCCUUGGAGAAUUGCAGAGAACUGGCGGCGCCUUUCUGACGCAGAUAUUCGAUGCCAGGACCCCUGUGGAUGGAUGGAUUGGGUUGCCUGAAGAUGUCGCUUUUGCAGUUGCGUUUUUGGCGGAGGAAAGAGCAAGCUGGAUCAAUGGUGCUAGUUUGAAUGUCUCUGGAGGAAUGUUUCUUGAUUGA
Colletotrichum lupini is the source of this 438-nucleotide messenger RNA. RefSeq names its product 3-oxoacyl-(acyl-carrier protein) reductase. Gene Ontology annotation, molecular function: oxidoreductase activity, acting on the CH-OH group of donors, NAD or NADP as acceptor. The annotation marks the transcript as partial. The transcript has a single exon. Lineage: Eukaryota; Fungi; Ascomycota; Sordariomycetes; Glomerellales; Glomerellaceae. The record is from RefSeq and is a predicted model, not a curated record.